CUAGCAGCACCGUUGGAAAUCGCGCAUCUCAGCUGGACGACGACGCAAUUCGCCAAUUUACCAAACAAUAGAAUUAAAUUAAACUAGUAAAAUGUUCUCAAUUUUUGGGAAGCGCAAGCCAGCGGAAACACCCACAGACGAUCAGCCCAUUCAGGGGCCGGCGGAUGGAUCCCGACCAGGAACCAGUGGCGAUGAUUUCGUGUUUAUAGAGCGGAAACCCGGACCGGAUGCUCCUCAGGGGGCUUCCUCCGGUUCCAUGUACCCGCCUAUGCCGGCGGGCUAUCUACCCUACCCGCCGAUGCCAGGACCCAGGGGAGGAUUAGUGGGACCAGGAUCUGGUCCGGUGAAGCAGGCGGGCGCCCAAGGACCCGUCAACUACUUGCAGGACAUUCCCUUUGAGCUGGCACCCGGAUUGGCCACCAAGGAUCGCUACGCGAGCACCCAGAUGCAGGUGGACAGCAUCCUGGCGCUGCUCACGCGCCAAUUGUCCGUGGACGAACUGGCCGAGGAGUACACAUUCGCCCUGGAGAGAUCCGUGCAGAACGAGUGCUACUAGCGUUAGCCCACACAUUCACUGGUUAAUAUAAUAAAACGUUGCUUAUUUAAUUGUAAACUAUCGAGAGGUCAAUUUUCUGAAAUGCCUGAAAAAGUAUUUCAAGAAACCUGUAAUUUCCUAAUGCUCUUGCUAAAUUAAACUAUGUAUAUUCUACCAAUCUGUGUGUCAUGUUCCAAAUAGGAAAAUUUAACAAUGUUUUGUUAAUAAUUAUGUAUUUAGGGAGUUCCUUGUUUUUUAUGGAUGAACUAUUAAACUCUUAUUGCUAUUAUAAAGCCAUUUAUAAUAAUAAUAAUAAGUAAAUUCUUUCGCAAUUUUCUUAUACUCGGAAAAGACCCUUUUUAUAUAUUUAAAUUAAACUUUUUUAGUGACCUAAUUCAAUGCUUUCAUAUUUUAUUUAUGGUUAAGUUGUUCCCAAUAUUAAGUAGUAGAGUUUUACACAAAAGCAGUUCGGAUUGCAGGAGCCCCCAAAUUUAUAUAAAAAGUUACAUUUUACUCUAAUCUGUAUUACAUCUAUGAAACCGUUUUUAUGCCAAUAAGCCAUCCAUUCAGAACUUUUGAGAAAUAUCCAUUUAUAUUGUAACAAAAAAAAUUGGUAUUAUAAUUAUAAAGAGGCAAUAAAUGUAUUUUUUGAAAAAACA
Molecule: messenger RNA, 1194 nt
Organism: Drosophila rhopaloa
Lineage: Eukaryota; Metazoa; Arthropoda; Insecta; Diptera; Drosophilidae
Exons: 1
Coding region: 92-556 (154 amino acids)
Source: RefSeq, a predicted model, not a curated record